Pleuronectes platessa (European plaice) is the source of this 1575-nucleotide messenger RNA. RefSeq names its product cholinergic receptor, nicotinic, beta 2 (gene chrnb2). Gene Ontology annotation, cellular component: synapse; postsynaptic membrane; neuron projection. NCBI's taxonomy places the organism in Eukaryota, Metazoa, Chordata, Actinopteri, Pleuronectiformes, Pleuronectidae. Gene Ontology annotation, molecular function: acetylcholine-gated monoatomic cation-selective channel activity; transmembrane signaling receptor activity. Gene Ontology annotation, biological process: regulation of membrane potential; nervous system process; monoatomic ion transmembrane transport. The transcript has 5 exons. The record is from RefSeq and is a predicted model, not a curated record. The coding region runs from base 109 to 1575 and encodes 488 amino acids.
GGGGCGGACACGGAGGAGCGGCUGGUGGAGCAUCUUCUAAACCCAGCCCACUACAACAAGCUGAUCCGUCCUGCCACUAAUGGCUCCGAGCUGGUUACCGUGCAGCUGAUGGUGUCGCUGGCCCAACUCAUCAGCGUGCAUGAACGGGAGCAGGUGAUGACCACUAACGUCUGGCUAACACAGGAGUGGCAGGACUAUCGGCUGACUUGGGUCCCUGAAGAGUUUGAUGGGAUGAUGAAGGUCAGGCUGCCCUCAAAGCACAUCUGGCUGCCUGACGUGGUGCUUUACAACAAUGCCGACGGUGUGUACGAGGUGUCCUUCUACUCCAACGCCGUGGUCUCCCACGACGGAAGCAUCUUCUGGUUGCCCCCAGCCAUCUACAAAUCAGCCUGUAAGAUCGAGGUCAAGCACUUCCCCUUCGACCAGCAGAACUGCACGCUGCGCUUCCGCUCCUGGACCUACGACCGCACCGAGAUCGAUCUGGUCCUCCGCGCGGACGUGGCCAGCAUGGACGACUUCACGCCCAGCGGGGAGUGGGACAUCAUCGCCCUGCCAGGCAGACGGAACGAGAACCCCGCCGACCCCACCUACGUGGACAUAACGUAUGACUUCAUCAUCCGCAGGAAGCCUCUUUUUUACACCAUCAACCUCAUCAUCCCGUGUGUCCUCAUCACCUCACUGGCCAUCCUGGUCUUCUACCUGCCGUCGGACUGCGGAGAGAAGAUGACGCUCUGCAUCUCAGUGCUGCUGGCGCUCACUGUGUUCCUGCUGCUGAUCUCCAAGAUCGUGCCGCCCACUUCCCUGGACGUGCCUCUGGUGGGGAAGUACCUGAUGUUCACCAUGGUCCUAGUCACCUUUUCUAUCGUCACCAGUGUGUGUGUGCUCAACGUGCACCACCGCUCACCCACCACACACACCAUGCCCCCUUGGGUUAAACUGGUGUUCCUCAACAAGCUCCCUGCCCUGCUCUUUAUGCGCCAGCCGAGGAACAGCUGCGAGCGCCAGCGGCUUCGCCAAAGAAGGAGGGCCCAGGAGCAGAAAGAGGGCGGGCGCAGCGGGGAGGCGGGGGCCCUGAUGGUGGGUCUCGGGCUGGGUGGGAGUGGCGGGAGCGGAGGGGGAACCACAACAGGGGUGUUCAGCAAAGAAGACAGUGACCCUUGUACCUGCUACGUGAACCGGGCGUCUGUUAAACAGUUUGGAGGGGAUCUGGGAGGUGCAGGGGGUGGAUCCUUGGAUGGUCUGAAUAGGGUGAGGGAGGGCAGGGAAGGGGGCUCUGGAAACGUGCCCCGGGGCCAGCAAGCAGGGGGGGGUCCUGCUCUGACUCAGGCCCUGUUGGCCCAGGCCUGUCCAGGGUUUGAGGAAGCCGUGGAAGGAGUUCGCUUCAUCGCCAACCACAUGAAGGGUGAAGAUGAUGAUCAAAGUGUGAGCGAGGACUGGAAGUACGUCGCCAUGGUGAUCGACCGCCUCUUCCUGUGGAUCUUCGUGUUCGUGUGCGUGUUCGGCACGUUGGGCAUGUUCAUGCAGCCCCUCUUCCAGAAUUACACGGCCAAGACCAUCACCAGCACGCCGGGCUGA